Messenger RNA from Solea senegalensis (Senegalese sole), 1063 nucleotides. Its product is annotated as APAF1 interacting protein. The transcript is spliced from 7 exons. The record is from RefSeq and is a predicted model, not a curated record. Gene Ontology annotation, molecular function: metal ion binding; methylthioribulose 1-phosphate dehydratase activity. Gene Ontology annotation, cellular component: cytoplasm. Bases 1 to 696 code for a protein of 231 amino acids. Lineage: Eukaryota; Metazoa; Chordata; Actinopteri; Pleuronectiformes; Soleidae.
AUGUAUGUUCCAGACCUACCAAAUGAACGGGAGCAUCCACGAGUACUCAUUCCUGAGUUAUGUCGACUCUUCUACCAGCUGGGAUGGGUGACAGGGACGGGUGGAGGGAUCAGUUUGAAACGAGGAGAUCAGAUCUACAUUGCUCCAUCAGGAGUCCAGAAAGAAAGAAUUCAGCCAGAGGACAUGUUUGUGUGUGACAUGGAAGAAAGGGACAUCAGCUGUCCACCUGCCUGGAAGAAGUUGAAAAAGAGCCAGUGUACACCACUUUUUAUGAACGCUUAUACUAUGAGAGGGGCACAGGCAGUUAUACACACCCACUCCAAGGCUGCUGUCAUGGCAACACUGCUGUAUCCUGGCAAAGAAUUCAGGAUAACACACCAAGAGAUGAUCAAGGGGAUACGUAAGGGCACCUCAGGCACCAACUAUCGGUAUGAUGAUACUUUGGUGGUGCCUAUUGUUGAAAAUACUCCAGAGGAGAGGGACUUAAAAGACAGGAUGGCUCGAGCAAUGGAGGAAUACCCAGAUUCAUGUGCAGUCCUAGUCCGCCGACAUGGUGUUUAUGUCUGGGGCGAGUCAUGGGAAAAAGCCAAAACCAUGUGCGAAUGCUAUGAUUACCUGUUUGAUAUUGCCGUCCAGAUGAAGAAUUGUGGACUGGAUCCCUCAUCGGUUCCAUUGGAAUUCGUAAGAAUAGUUUGACAUUUGCCACUGCUUUUUAUAGCAACAUUUGUUGCACAGUGCUCAAUGGAAGUCAGUCCGGGGAGCAGAUUAUAAUCAUUUGCCUUUCAGGCUGGGCUGCUUCACAUUUGAUGAAAUUUGAUGGUGAAGGUAAAUGUAAGAUAGAAGGAGACUGAAUGCCAGUGAUCUGGAAGCACCUGGAGAUUUGCUGUAAAGCAGUGUGGGACCCGUGAGCAGCUGUAAAAUCUGUGUCCUCGGCUUCAAAUGCUUUCCUAUUCAAGCUUGAAGCAUUGGAAUCAGUAUGUCAGGCAUGGACAUUCUGUAUUUGUCAGGUGAUCCGUAAUUAUGAUAUAUUUGCCUCAAUCAAUAAAAGCUGAUGAAAUGGAAA